Nilaparvata lugens (brown planthopper) is the source of this 6789-nucleotide messenger RNA. RefSeq names its product serine/arginine repetitive matrix protein 1. Bases 467 to 3883 code for a protein of 1138 amino acids. The transcript has 15 exons. The record is from RefSeq and is a predicted model, not a curated record. Lineage: Eukaryota; Metazoa; Arthropoda; Insecta; Hemiptera; Delphacidae.
CAGUUUCGCUAAUCAAUAUCUCUCAGCCGUAAUCGUUGAGUCGUGCCUCCCCUACAAUUUCGUCAUCAUCAGUAGUUCUAUUGGUGCUCUGUCCUCUACUAUAGUCCCUUGUAUUGAGUAGUACGUUGGCCCCAAGUAGCGGGGACGGUCGCUUUCCUAUCUGAGCAGCACCCUACAACUUCAAUUAUUCAAAAACGCGAGACAGUUUUUUGCAGCGUUGUGAGUUGGAUUCUGGAGAAAUAAUUUGCACCUUUAGAUGAAUACCUGUUCGGUAAUUAUUGUGGCUGCCGUGAGACUAGUAGCACCUUCCGACUACAGACCUACAUUCACUGCCUCAAAGUCUAUUGACCUGCCCAUCCUCAAAACGCUGGAGGAAGUCAACCAGCACAAGGAACUACCUCAACUAAUGGAUAUCUAUGAAAACUACAAAAAUUUCAUCAACUAACAGAUAAAUCCAGGCGGAUGAAUGGAGACCGCCUCCGUUCCUGUGCUGGCUCCCGUGGCGUCCAUUGAGGACCUAAGCGACGGCGAGUCGCCCCCGGGUCGGAUGGGUGACCGUGACCGACUGGCUGCUCCGGGGUCGAAGGCGGGGGCUGGCGUUGCUCCGCCCCGCAUUGACAUCUCAAGGGCGUCAAGCUCCUCCCACCACGACGACUCCAGUCCCGAGCGGGAACUGUUUGCAGGAGGAGAAGGAGGAGGAGGCGUUAAACUAGGACUAGGAUUCACUGAGGAGAUGGCGCUGGAACUGAGGAGUAGUACGGAGGAGCUGGACUUCCACGGGCCGCCAGAAGUAAGUGAGACAAGACAAAGACGACGAAAGUUGACCCAACAACACGCGUCGACGAAGUACGAGCUGGAGGCGCAGAGCGAGAAAGAGAGAAAAGACUCGGCUUGCAGCGACAUCGGACUUCUUUCAAUCAGCGGCCGCACCAGUCGACUCUCCUCCAUCGGCUCAGGUGGAUCAGCCGCGUCCGGCGUUUCAGGGGCGAGUCACGUGUCAGGGGGCUCCCACCUCUCAGCCGCCUCCCAGCUAUCGAAGACGUCGCGGUGUUCCUCCCCGCACCGCACCCUGCUGGAGACCUCCUUCUGCGGCCCCAAGCCGAUCCCCACCCUCAGCCUGGAGACGGACUAUCCGCCCGGGACGGAGAGUGUGGAGGCGGCGCUCUUGGCGCGGACGACCGACCCCACGGGAGCCGUGCUGCCUCUGGAGGAGGUUGGCAACAUCAUCAAUGGCAUACAGACCAUACAAAAGGCGCAGCAGCUGACGCAGAAACAGGAAACUGCUGAACAGGUGAAGCCAGUUCAGAUGCAGCAUCAACCACCACCCAAAGUGGUGCUUCACCAGACGACAAUCGACCUGGAGACGGAAACGCAGACGAAACCACCAAAACCGAAGCCAAAGCACAAGCGACGGUCGAGGCCCAAACUGGCUGACAACAACGAGUUGACGCGGAUCAUCCCGCUCCACUCCGAGGACAGCAUGGAGACCGAGGAUGACGCAGUCGGCGACGGCGAGCGAGGCGAGUCUGAUGCCGAGGACCGGCCCUACACGCCGCCCGAGAAUGGCAUCUACAUUCCUCUCAAAGGUCCCGAUCCAAUUCUACCACCCAAGAAACACGAGGUGGAGCGACCCGUGAGGCGAACCGAAUCGGACAGAGUGAGAAAGCUGGAGCCCGAGCGAACGAGGAAGAAAGAGGAGAGAAGCAGGAAAGAGUCGAAAAGCGAACGGGCCAAAUCGAAAUCGGCGCGAUCGCCCGUUACACCGCAACCGAUCAAGCCUGCUCGCCAACUCGACGAGAGCGAACUGUUCAAAAUAAUUCCCUUGCACGGCGAUACUCCGCCUCGACAGGGUAGUUUCGAAACGGAGGAGGUGCCUGCUGCUCGGUUUGUGCCAUGGAACGAGGGCAACUCGUUGCCUUCGCCGCAGUCCACCCUGUCAGGGAGGCGCAGUGCCGAACCGGAAGUGGGUCGCAGCAAGCCGGAAGUGGGUCGCAGCGAACCGGAAGUGAGUCGCAGCAAGCCGGCUACUCUUGAUUUGGCUCGUCUGGAAGUCGCCAAACCAGGAUCGGGUACCUUGGAUCUGGGUCGGACGUCGAAAUCGACGGGAUCGAUGCGGGAUGGGUCCCGCACCCCUUCCCCCGCCGCCUCACUCGGACGGGGUUCGCUCUUCCGGCGCAGCUCCGAGUCUUCCGGCAGCACAAAAAGCAGAACUUCCAAUUCUGCUGACUCGAAAACUAGAAAAGAUUCUAAAAACAAAUCUGUGUUCACAUCGUUGUUUAAGAAAGGUGGAAGUGGAAAAGAACGAGAAUCGACGAGGAGAAAAAGCGCUGAAUCGGAAAGACACGUCAGUCUGGAUCCGAAGAUCACCAAUGUCGAAUUCACGUUUAGUCAGGACAAGAAACGACAGGACACCGGUCCAGACGCCAUUGUGAUACCGCUGCACUCCCCCGACAGCAUAGCGGAGCCACUGAUGAUCUACGACCCGGUUUCCGGCAAAAUGAUCAGCACCCGACCCGAAGAAGAGCUGGCUGAGAUGCAGAAACAAUACCAGCCGAAACCAGUUGAGGAGAAGGUUGUGGAAAAAGUAGUGGUUGCUCAGUCGUUGGAGCAGCCACCUGUCAAGGAGACUCGGUCGAAAUCGGCUCCACCGGGAGGGCCUCCCGAGGGAGCGAGUCCUCGAUCUAAGGAUGUGCCUCCUCCGAGGAGGAAAGAGCAGCCUCCGUCGCCUCCCAAGAGGAGGUUCAAGGAGACUCCAGCAGCGAGUGCAGAGGCGGGCAAGCGAGAUAGCGCAGUCAGCAAAACGCCCUCGUCGGCUGAUGACUCAUCAUCGAUGACUAGAACGUGGAGUGGCGCCGAAGGCACCAUCAUAGUGGCCGCUGACGUCAUCACUCAUUCUGUUGCAGAGGAGGAGCAGCUACCACCCCCACCACCACCUCAGGAGGCGGCGGAGGAGGAGAUUCACCACCCUCAACAACCACUCACACCCACUACCAACACACAAACAGCAACAGACGACGUCGACAUGUUGCAGCCAGUAGCAGCAGCCAAGGCCCCGCUACUGGCCGCCACUACUGGCUCCGACGAACGCAAGUCGUCUGAAUCUGAACCGGACUCGGAUGCUCUGCCUCUGCCGCCGCAUGAAAAUGGCGCCGACGAUCAGGAGAAGAAGGGCCUCGUGCACCAGCCGGACUCCAUUGAGGACGAACUGCCUUAUGUGCCCACCACACUGCCUCAGGAACGGUCUUUAGCGCAUCCCAUGAUCCCAAUCAAGCAGCGCGUCUCCGAAGUGAAAACCUAUCCGAUCGAGAGGCCCCGUUCGACCACGCCCAUCAACCCAUCGACGCUGGAUGACUACAUCACGCCGCAUGAUGAGUCGUCAGCCGCCUGUCAGUGGGACAAGAUGCAGAUCACACUUCCAAGGACCGACUCAAUAAAAAGUGAAAGCCGCUCAAGGAGUCCAAGCAGUGGCAAGUCACGAGUAAGGACACCAGCCAGAGCUCCCCCCACCCCGCCUCCCAGUCCACCCCCACUCCCGCCCCGCGCCACAGCUGCCUGGGUCAGUUUUGAGGAGGUUCCUGAGCGCCGGAGGCCACCCAAACGCAUCACCACUCUCCCCUCGUCAGCUCCCCCCUCGGGGCACACGCAUGCGCACACAGUGCUCAGCUAUGUCAAUCCGGAAGAGUGCAGUUGUGAGUGCCAUGACGUCACGCAUUCUGGUCCUCCGAGCCGGACGGGCAGUCGGUGUCAUGACAUCACUCAUACAAUGACGUCAUCUGGCAAGGGUGGCAGUUGUAGUGCAGGUACUCCACGUCACCGGCCUGAUUUGCCUGGUGUUGAAACGCUGCGACGUGACAAAUCAAAAACAAGAAAUUAUAGGACAUAAAAUUGAAUUUAGGAUGCAAUUGAGAUGAGUGAGUACGGUAGGCCUAGUGGUUUGGAGUGUUGAAGUUUUAGGUUUCAUACAAAAUUAUGAGAAUCUUUAACAUAUACAUAGUGAAACUAUUUAUCCAUUCUAUGAAUGGAUAUAAUGAUGAAUCAACCACCUAUAAACUAUACAACAUGUGAAGAGUUAUUGGCAAUACCCUUGCUUUUCUCUCAAAUGUAUAACUACAAUAAUAUACUAUAAAAAUAUUAUUUUUUGUGUAUAAAUCUGGAAAUUUUGCUGUAUAAUAAAAAAUAAUACAUCCUUUUCAAUCUGUAUAAUGUUAUAUCUCACUGACUCAUAUCAUUUUAAUAUUGUAUACCAAUACCAUUAUCUUUGCAGUAUGUACUAUAAUAUAGUAGUGUAUAAUUUCAACAACCAUAGUCCAGUGUCCAGCUUCAUCACAUUUCAGGUGGAUUAUUGUAAAGCUACAAUGAGUUCUUCAAUUCAAUCCCCAACCAUCAGGCCUACUAAAUUUCUCUAUUUUUAAGUAAAAUUUAUCCAUAAGGUGAUUAUUACCGCCUCUUGCAAUUUCCACUACAGACUGUUAUUAUUGAAGAGAAUUGCUAUUACAUAUGUGCUUUCAAGACAAAUAAACUGAAAUAAUCAAUUGAAUGGAUGUUUAUAUUAAUAAAUUCAAAUCUCAAAAAUUUUCAUUCAUUAUAUUGGUGUGUUCAAAUUCGAGUAUGUAAUAUUCCCCUAACAAUAAAGUAAUGGCUACAUUACUUUAUUAAUGUGUUUAUCACUGAUAAAUGUAAAUCUGUGUUAUGCAUUGUAUAGAAAAUAAUCAUGACUUAAUAAUAUUUCGAAGAUUAUAAUAUUUAAAUGAAGUUUAAGGAUUCCAUUCAACUGUUCGGUUGAGGUUGUUCAUCUGUAGGUUACAUUAGAUAAGCGCUAAAUAGUUUCAAUAAUAAUUUUAAUAAAAUAAGGCUGAUGAUGCAUUUUUGUAAUAAAUUAGAGCAUUAUUGUUGUUAGAAUAUUCAAAUCCCCUUACUUCAAUAAUAGUAAUAAUUUUAUUGAUCAUUACAAAAUGGUUCACAUAACUUAUAAUAUAGGUAGACUUAAUAAAUUCUAAUCAAAUACGAGUUAAAAAUAAGUUUGUGAAUAGUAAAAUAGAAUGAGUUUUGACCUUCAAUCUUGUGAGACAUCAGAGUAAUAUUUUUGUUCAUUGUUAGGAACAUUCAAUAUCAGAUAAUUGACUUAUUUUGCAUUGUUCUAUGAUCUCGUGUGAUUUUGAAUGAAAAAUCAUUCAAUGUGGAUGAACUAGCUUCAUAAAAUAUUAAAAAGGUGGUUAUACAUUUUGAAAUUUCGAUUAAAAUGAAGAUUCGAGUAACAUAAUAAUAAAAGUUGAGAAAUAUUUUUCUCUAAAAACUAAUAACUAAUGUAUAUUUCAUAAAACCUAUCAUAGAUAUUUCAAUUUUGAUUCAAAUGAGAUUUUUAAAACGUCAUACCGAUAAAUCUAAAUGAUUUCAUUCCGAAUGGUAGAAUGCUACUUCAUAUUUUUAAUAUUCUUGCAAUUCUCCCAAUUGAUCACUUUUAUUACCGUACAGUUUUUUAUGUACAGUAUAUUAACAUUUCAAAAUUCCCAAUUAAUUUUUGAAAAGUACAGUAGACAUACGAUAUUUCGUUUGAUAGAGCAUGAUUGACAUGUUUAUCAUGUCUGAGUACAUCAUACUCGACCCUUUUCUGCAAGAGCCUCAGAAUUUGAGAUUAUUUUUCUCAAUCAAUGAAUUUCAACUCACCUUUUUCACAUUAUUCCAAUUUCUACCUUUAUGAGGUAUAAGCUGUUACAGAAAUGAAUCCGUGUCAUUACUUGAAGUGCCUUGUUUAUCAAUAAUUUACUAGUGAAGUAACUUUACUUGUAUAGUGAGCAAUACAUGUAUAGUUCUUCAUUACCAUUAAUAAUAAUGGAGAUAAUCUCUAGUAAAAAUUUGAAAACAUACGUUUUCUCAAUUCCUGUUUAGUUAUCUCUUCAGAAGAUACCUUAUCCACUGACCUUGACAAAUAAACAGCAAUAAUUAGGCAAAAAAUAUAAUCGAAAAGUUGGUAACCCGCUUACAAGUAGGCUAUAAUGCUGGAUAAGAGAAGUUCAGAAUGAAAUAAAUGUAUGUGAAAGUAAUUAAUUAUCUUUUCCAUAUAGAUAAUUAUAGAUUUGCUUACAACUUAUUUUAUGUCAUCCACAAUUGAUUCAUUUUUUAGAUAACUUACUGCUCAUAUCUUCAACUUAUCAGCAUUGAAGUAUUCGUGAGAAUAAUGAACUGAACCGUUAUUAAUUGUUAUAAGUUGAGUAUUUAUGAGAUUGGUUGUGUUUUAGACGUUAAUAUAGCUUGCAAUCAGUAUCUUGCCUUUAAGUAUAAAAUGUGUUUAGACCUCGAAAUAGCUUACCUUGAACCAUUUAUGUUUACUGUUGUUUACUUAAUUUUCCGAUGAGUGACUACUGACUAUAGCUGCCUAUUUCUGUUAUAUUUUGCAUUCAACCUUCUGUUUGUGAUGUAUCCUUGAUUACCCCUUUCUCAUUAGUUACCACCCCUUCAACUGUUGCUAAUUUGAACCACUUUCCCAUUCUACUAAAAAAAGUAGUUACCCUAGAUAACUUCUUAGUAUCCAUUUCUGUGUAGAAUGUCUGUCUGUCUAAAUCAUAUUAAAAAUGUAAAUAACACGCUCAAUAUCUUCAUUUCUCAUGUUGUCUUGUGCUAUAAUAGCUAAUAAUAAUCUUGAAAAGUCAAUGCAUCUUAUUGAAUAAUACAUAAUUAAUAAUUUUAUAAUGUUCAUCAACUAAACUGACAAUCAUUAAUUUGAAAAUACUUGUUUAAUGAAUUGAAUUUGAGGAACAAAAUAUUUCUCAAAAUAUGGGUCACUAUUUGUAA